AUGGAACAUUUCAAGAUUGUCGUGGACGACAAGUCUACCAAAGUUGGUGGUCAACAGCGCUUGACGACACCAGAUGACUUCGUCUUACCACUUGUCAUCAGCAAUGGCCUCCCAUAUCUGCAAAUGCAUCCACCAACAGAUCAGGAGCUGAGUAAUCCCAACAUCCCACAUGUCGUACUCACUUCUGAUACUGAUUGGGACCCAAGUGUAUUGGAUCAUUUGGUUGACGAUAUGGAAGAAUGGGCAAAGUCCAUUCCCGACCAUGAUCCUGAUGAUGAAAAACACCUGUUCGAUCUUUUAGGAGUUCUUAAGAAUAAUAAAGCUGUUACUUCUCUUAAGGAUUCUAAACUAGAUGAAACUACUGAUUUCUUUGAGAACUUCAAUUGUGUUCUUCCAACUGAUGGACUGUACAAACAGCACCAUCGAGCGUUCGACAACCACACAUGGUUUGACUGCAACAUGACCGACCUAUUUGGCUUUGACGCAGCACCAGAAGAUUCACCCAUCCCUGAGUGUUUCGAGGUCUACGAAGCUCGUAAGCCCCCUUCAAUACUGUUCAGCCCAGGCCAAUUGGUCAAAUACGAUAUCGAGUCAGCUCCUUUUCGAAUCCUAACUACUAUAAAGAAGUCCACUCUAGACGAUGCUGUUGCUUUCUUUACUGACUUUGUACUGGAAGACGACUUGCUCCAACAGUUGCCAGAAGCGAGCAUGGGGAGAGAUGAUGCUACUAGUGCUCUUCCUCCUGUACAUGAUGGGAACAAGUCAGAUAGAGAGCCCGACCAAACAAUAGAUGAGAUAGCCACUAACAAAUCUAUUUUAGUUUGUACUCUUGGGAUCCUUGAAGCUACUCUAGACUGUACUCUUGACUUUGUUGGGCCACUCGACUUUGAUCUAAUUGAUCGUGGAUUGAGCACCGCUAACAUUCCAAAUGCCACGCUCAUUCCUAAGCAUUGUACUGAUCACGACCAAAGUGUAUUGGACUCCACCACUAUUGGAACUGAAGAAGCUAAGCCAACAUUCAAACAAGUAGAUAGUCAUAAUUGUAAUAGAGCCUUACUCUUUACUACUAUGAACGGCACCUCUGCUUUAGAUUGUGCAAUCGACUUCUUCCAAUCCUUUGGUGCCUAUGCGAAUCCAAUAGAUGGACUCCAUGAAGUCCAUCAUCCACCAACUUCUGAACUAGCUAGACUUGAACAUAGCAUGGAAGAUCCUAUCAACCUGGAUCGCACCAGUGCAACUCAAGUCGCACUGCCAGAGCUUGAGAUCUAUCAGUCUCACAAGCAACCCUUAACUCAAAAGGCGCGCUUUGAGCUGGUUUUGUAUCAAUCUCACAAGCAAUCCUCAACCCAAGAGGCACGCUAUGAUGAUGAUACUCGAAAGCCUGACGGGAGAAAUGGUCCACCACCUUGCAACAGCUUUGAGCAUGGAUUACAACCAACUGAGGUUGAACUGAAGAACCCAAGCUCGGCUGUGAAGUCUCGUGAACGCGAUUGGGAGCGCCGUCGCAGCUACUUUGCAUGGUUGCCCAAGCUAGUCAUCCAGAAGAACUCGGAACACUACUUGGAAGACUCAACUCAACUAGCUACGAUAACUACUAUAGAUAUUACAGUACUGGCGGCAUCCAACUUUGUAUCUACUUCUAGAGCUGGUCACCAAAUCCGAGCCCCGCAAAUCUGCAGCUUCCUACUUGCUGGAAAGCACAGAUGCAGCACACACCAUGGCACUGAAUCGCCAAGCUACAAUGAUAGUAUCAUUGAGCGGUCUCCAGGCCUAUACCACCAAUGUGCUUGUAGCGGAGCUAACCAAAGUCUUCACUUCGAUGGCACAACUACAAUAAGCUCAAGCGGCGAUACAGUCACACAUGGGCUCACUACGACUACAAUCAAUGGUAUAGAUCUUUGUCACUGUACAUUGGCAGUGAGCGACUUCCUCCAUUGGACAUACAUUGAUGACUGGACAACUUGGUCAAUUGGACGGACGCAAUUUGAACAAAGACUACUAGCUAAGACUGAAAUGGUAAAAAUUAUCCACUUAGCAACUUGUCUAUGUACCAACGCUUUCUGCAUGAAGCAAUUGACCACUUCAACUGAAGACCAAAUGGAUUCUGACCAUAUUGUUGCUCAGAUUCAUGGGGAGCAGACAACUGGUCUGCAACCACUGCUCAAAGGCAAUGAGCCACUCCUUGAUGGCUUGCCUCGGCAUAUAACUAAACGGUAUAAGACGACAUUGUAA
This is a messenger RNA of Cylindrotheca closterium, 2232 nucleotides long. Lineage: Eukaryota; Bacillariophyta; Bacillariophyceae; Bacillariales; Bacillariaceae. The record is from the annotation of a GenBank genome assembly.